AUGGAUAAGGUGCUCUGUGCUCUCCUGCUUAGUGCAGGCAUGUGGAUUGGCCCUGUCGCAGCACAGCAGGCUGACCCUCAGCAAGUCCGAUUGUCACCUCCUUCGGGAUCAAGACUAGGGUCUGCGCCUCUGUCGCCACCCCGUUCCAUCACAUUGAAGGAUUUGCGGGUGAUGAAAGACCAGUACGGGAAUGAGCAAUGUUGCCCGCCUGGGACUAUGCUGGUCGGAGGCCAGUGUAUCUUGCCUCAUAGCAGUGUCUGUCCUGAAGGGACUGUUCAGAAGGGAAAUGUAUGCGUGGGCCAGCCGAUAUGCCCUCCGAAGUUCCACUAUGACGGCCAGAAAUGCAUCUCGAAUCAUCCCCCGCUUUGUCCAACCGGAUCACGCUUCAAUGGCAAGGACUGUAUCUCGAUCGACAACCCUGUGUGCCCAGACGGUUCCACUUUCGAUGGACAUAACUGUGUCAGCACAGCCCAACCUAUAUGUCCAAGUGGCGCCCACCUGAAGGACAAUAUGUGUGUUACCAAGCAAUCCCCCAAGUGCCCGGAGGGAAUGCAGUUUGAUGGUGAACAAGGAUGCGUCAGCACAGAACCGCCUAGCUGUCCAGAUGGCGCCCAAUUCUCAGGCGGCCUUUGUAUCUCCAUCGUGUCUCCCUCAUGUGAGCAGCCGUUCAUCUUGCAAGGCAAUACUUGCGUUCAUUCCUCCAGGCCCAGAUGCCCCACAGGUGCCAAGUUCGAUGGCACCGUGUGUAUUUCAGAGAGGCCCCCGAGCUGUAGGGUCGGUGUCUUUGAUGGAGGAGUGUGCAAGGACAACCAGCCCCCGAUUUGUCCGCCGCGUACCAUCCUCAAAGGGUCUCGCUGUACUGUGGAAACCGGUGCAUCCUGUCCUUCGGGGCAUUCUCUGUCCGUAUUCCAAGAUCAAGUCCGCUGUUGUCCGGACGGAUUUAGCUGGGAUGGGUCAUUCUGUGUCCUGAAAUACGGUGGCGAUAAGUGCCCUCCAGGAAGCCAUUUCGAUGGCGAAAAAUGUCUUUUCACGCCAAUCGUCCAGCCCAUCUGCCCCCCGAGGACUACCUGGAAUGGCAAGGACUGUAUCCUUUCAGUGCCACCGCGAUGCUCGUCUGGCUUCUCGUUCGUCAGCGGGAACUGUGUCAGCAAGGAUCCACCUGAAUGUCCGGAUGGGACGACCUUUGAUGGUCAAAGAUGUGUCUCGCCAACUCCACCUUACUGUCCCGAUGGAACCAACUUGAAAGGCCGGGACUGCAUGUCGUCCGACCCGCCUCUUUGUCCACCACGCACGACGUUCAAUGGCCACUCAUGUGUGCUCAACGUACCCCCCACAUGCCCCCCUGGUUCCACUCUCACUGGCGAUAGCUGUCGAUUCCCUGAUAUUCCUGACUGUUCUGGUGGCUCCUUUACUGGAGGGCAUUGCGUUGUUCCAGUCCCCCCCAAGUGCCCACCAUCCUUCAUUUUCAACGGAAAAGAGUGCGUGCACCAGGACCGUCCUCGCUGCCCACCCAACUACGUUUUCGAUGGAACGAACUGCGUUGCGUCCGACCCACCGCAGUGUGGGCCAGAUGCUAUCUUUGACGGCACCAACUGCGUCGAUAUCAAGCCUCCGAUCUGUCCUGACGGCACUGCUUAUGAUGGCCAUGGCUGUUCUGGUGGCAAGCCCCCGAAAUGCCCAGAGGGAAUGACCUUUAACGGACGCGAUUGCAUUGAUGGAAAGCCACCCAAGUGUCCUGAGGAUACCACAUUUAACGGUGAAAAGUGUGUUUCCAAUGUGAAGCCUGAUUGCCCCCCGGGCACAACAUUUGACGGUUUCAAGUGUGUGAACGAAUCACCCCCAGUAUGUCCGGAGGGUACAAGUUUCAACGGCCACGCCUGUGUCUCUAUCAAGCCUCCCGUCUGUUCUGAUGGCACUGUUUUCGAUGGGUCGAAGUGUGUCGCGUCCAAGCCGCCAGUCUGCCCCCCAGGAACCAGGCUCGAGGACGGCAUGUGCGUGGUCACCACCGACCCCAUCUGUGCCGAGGGAACGACCUUCAACGGGAAGACAUGCACCACUGCCACUCAAGCGGAAUGUUACCAGAUGUUUGUCUGCCCGCCAUUCCGUCCCGCACAGCCACUCGCUGGCUAA
Aspergillus nomiae NRRL 13137 is the source of this 2130-nucleotide messenger RNA. RefSeq names its product cell wall cysteine-rich protein. The transcript has a single exon. The record is from RefSeq and is a predicted model, not a curated record. NCBI's taxonomy places the organism in Eukaryota, Fungi, Ascomycota, Eurotiomycetes, Eurotiales, Aspergillaceae. Bases 1 to 2130 code for a protein of 709 amino acids.